CAGAAAUGGCGGCUAAUGCUUUUCUCUUGUGAAUUUUUGUGAUUAUUGUGUUUAUUUCGCAUUCAAAAUGCAUAUAAAACAAGUAAUCAUUCAGGGUUUCAAGAGUUAUCGGGAGCAAAUCGUCGUAGAACCGUUUGAUAAAAGGCACAAUGUGGUAGUAGGAAGAAAUGGAUCCGGCAAGAGUAAUUUCUUCCACGCUAUACAAUUCGUGUUGAGCGAUGAGUUCUCGCACCUUCGGCCUGAGCAGAGGCUCGCUCUGCUUCACGAGGGCACAGGACCCAGGGUUAUAUCUGCCUUUGUGGAAAUUAUAUUUGACAACUCCGAUAACAGAAUUCCUAUUGAAAAGGAUGAGAUUUUCUUGCGUCGAGUUAUUGGUUCUAAAAAGGAUCAAUUUUUCCUCAACAAGAAAGUUGUUCCCCGAUCUGAGGUGUUGAAUCUUCUAGAAAGUGCUGGAUUAUCCAAUUCCAAUCCCUACUAUAUUGUUAAACAGGGAAAAAUCAAUCAAAUGGCAAUAGCUCCGGACUCCCACAGAUUGAAACUACUAAGAGAAGUUGCCGGAACUAGAGUUUACGAUGAACGCAGAGAGGAAUCUGUCACAAUCCUCAAAGAAACAGUUGGAAAGGUGGAGAAAAUCAAUGACUUUCUUCAAACAAUUGAGGAGCGUCUGAAAACUUUAGAAGAAGAGAAAGAGGAAUUGAAGGAGUAUCAGAAAUGGGACCGAGCAAGGAGAGUGCUGGAGUUCAUAAUACAUGACACCGAACACAGAGAGAACAAACGCAAGUUAGAGGAGCUGGAGAAAAUGCGCGCAAACAGUGGUAAAGAACAACAGCACUAUGCCGACAUGGUCAGAGAAGCACAGGACCAUGUAAGGGAGUCUAACAGGAAACUGAAAGAGGCGCGUAAAGACGUGGCGGCGGCUAGAGAGGAGAAAGACAUUAUGUCCACAGAACAACAGCAGCUGCUGCGGGAGAAAACUAAACUGGAGCUGGCCAUCAAAGACUUGACUGAUGAUGUCGAUGGAGAUAAUAAGUCUAAGGAAAGAGCGGAAGCGGAACUUGAAAGACUGAGACAGCAGAUAGCUGAGAAAGAGAGGGAGCUAGAGGAGUUGAAGCCGAAAUACGAGGAGAUGAAAGCUCGCGAGGAGGAAUGUACUAGGGCGUUAGCGCUCAACCAACAGAAACGACAGGAGUUGUACGCUAAACAGGGACGAGGGACACAGUUCACAUCAAAGCAGGACAGAGAUAGGUGGAUUGAGAAGGAGCUAAAGUCACUAAGCAAGCAGCUCAAAGACAAGAAGGACCACGAGAACAAACUCCGAGAAGAUCUCCGCAGGGACGGUGUGAAACUGACCGAGCUCGAGAAACGUAUAGAAGACACCACUAAGGAGAUGGAACGACAGAGGGUGGCUAUAGACGAGCACAACAAACAGUACUACGAGUGUAAGAAGAAAAAGGACCAGGAGCAGAGCACUAGAAAUGAACUUUGGCGUAAGGAGACUACAUUGACCCAGAAUCUCUCGUCCCUUAAAGAUGACUUAGCCAAGGCAGAUCAAGCACUACGUUCUAUGGCGGGAAAGCCCAUCCUAAACGGUCGUGACAGCGUGCGGAAAGUGCUCGAGACGUUUCAGGAGCGAGGCGGGGACUGGGCGAACGUCGCCACACAGUACUACGGCCCGGUCAUAGAGAACUUCUCCUGUGACAAGACUAUAUAUACCGCUGUUGAGGUGACAGCAGGCAACAGGUUAUUCCAUCACAUAGUGGAAUCAGACACGGUCGGUACCAAGAUUCUGAAGGAGAUGAACAGACAGAAUCUACCCGGAGAGGUGACCUUCAUGCCGCUUAAUAGGUUGCAAGUGAGGGAUAUGGUGUACCCUAAUGAUAAUAACGCCAUAGCCAUGGUACAGAAGCUAAAGUAUGAUCCGAAGUACGCUAAGGCCAUGAAAUAUAUCUUCGGCAAGACUCUUAUCUGCAGGAACUUGGAAUGCGCUACGGAGCUCGGCAAACAGUUCCAUCUAGAUUGUGUCACGUUGGAGGGAGAUCAGGUAUCAUCGAAAGGUUCCCUCACCGGUGGUUACUUCAACCAGUCCCGUUCGCGUCUCGAGAUGCAGAAGACACGCUCAGAGCUCAUGGAACAGAUUGGCGCGUUGGAGCAGGAGUUGGGGGCGCUCAGACAGGAGCUGUCCAAGACGGAGAGUACCAUCAACAGUAUAGUGUCGGAUAUGCAACGGACGGAGACUAAACAGGGGAAGGCUAAGGACAUAUUCGACAAGGUCAAAGCCGAUAUCCGGCUAAUGAAAGAAGAAUUGGCUUCGAUAGAGAGGUCUAGAGGACCAAAAGAGAGAUCGCUAGCUCAGUGCAGAUCCAGCUUAGAGGCUAUGCAGGCUACUAAAGAGGGACUGGAGUCUGAGUUACACCAGGAACUUAUGGAGCAGCUAUCCACAGCGGAUCAGGGUAAAGUUGAUGAACUAAACGAUGCCAUCCGCCGGCUCACACAAGAGAAUAAGGAGGCUUUCAGCCAACGUAUGAACUUAGAAGCGACUAAGAACAAACUGGAGAAUCUACUCACUAAUAACUUGAUAAGACGUAAGGACGAGCUCGUCCAAGCCCUCCAGGAGAUAUCCGUUGAGGACCGGAAACGGAAGCUGGCCAACAGCAAAGGCGACCUCACUUCCACCGAGAAACGCAUCAAACAACUCAACAAGGAGUUAGAGGAGGUGGAACGGAAGGUCCAAGCGGCGGUGAAGAAUGAGAAGGCUCUAAAAUUGGAGUUGGAUAAGUGGCGGUCUAAGGAAAAAGAAGCCCAAGACAAAAUGGAGGAAGACUCUAAAGGUUUAGAAAAGAUGGCGUCCAAAGAAGUAUUGUUGCAAGAAAAAAUACAAGAAUCGCUAGACAAAAUAGCCGCGCUCGGCACACUGCCCAACGCGCCUGAAUUGCAUUCGAAGUAUCAGAAACUAUCGCUUAAACAGCUUUUCAAAGAACUCGAGAAGGCCAACCAACAUCUAAAGAAGUAUAAUCACGUGAAUAAGAAGGCGUUGGACCAGUUCAUCAGUUUUUCAGAACAAAAAGAGAAGUUGUAUAAGAGGAAAGAAGAAUUGGAUAUAGGUGGCGAGAAGAUCCGCGAACUAAUCGAGACGCUCGAGCAUCGCAAACUGGAGGCUAUCCAGUUCACGUUCAAGCAAGUGAGCAAGAACUUCACGGAUGUAUUUAAGAAGUUGGUGCCGCAGGGCCGCGGCAGCCUCAUCAUGAGAGUCGCCUCUGAUGACGGUCAGGAAGUUAACGCUGAGCGCGCCAACGCGGAGCAGUUCUCCGGCGUGGGCAUCAAGGUGUCGUUCACCGGGGGGGAGGGCGACAUGAGGGAGAUGAACCAGCUGUCCGGCGGGCAGAAGUCGCUGGUGGCGCUCGCGCUGAUAUUCGCCAUACAGAAGUGCGACCCUGCCCCCUUCUACCUGUUCGACGAGAUAGACCAGGCGCUCGACGCGCAGCACCGUAAAGCGAUAGCCAACAUGAUCCACGAGCUGUCAUCGUCAGCGCAGUUCAUCACAACCACCUUCAGACCGGAGUUGUUGGAGCACGCGCACAAAUUUUACGGAGUGAAGUUCCGCAAUAAAGUAUCGCACGUCGAGUGCGUGACGCAGGAGGAGGCCAGGGACUUCGUGGAGGACAGCGCCACACAUGCUUAAAUGGUGUGGGAAACGCAGACAAACAAAAUGUGUCCAGUCGAGGACUGCUAUUAUAAUUUUAUAUCUAAGUAUAUAAAUUUUAAAAUUUCUUGUAUUAUUUGGAAUUUAGUAUAACACAUUUGUAACAUGUUUUUCUUUGGUUAAUUAUCAACAUUCCCAGUUAAACAAAAACGUUCACAAACCUUUUAUUUUUGUUUUUCAAAAUUAAACCUUCAAUUUAAUUACGGACCUACAAAUGAUUUUAUAUUUUUAUAUUCGACUAAGGGUAUUUUUCAUAAUCUCCUAAUAAGAUUCAAAUAGCUUAUUUGCAUGUUUUGUAUCUAUUCUUCAACAAAAUUUUCUAUAGAUAUCGAAUAACCUAUUUGGAACUUAUUACAAGAUUCGGAAACAGUCCCAUUGAGGCCUGAUAGUAGAUUCUAGAAUAAGCUAUUAUUGUUUGUGUGCUCCGGGGUCUUACAAUGCAGCGUGACUCAACGAUACAAUGAAAUGACCCAUUCAAAGCUGAACUUUAUUUACUACACAAAAAGAUAUAAAUUCUUUGAAUGGUUAGUUAUUUUGGAAAUAAUGUAAAUGCAUCGCAUCGACGCGUCACGUUGUAAUGUGAUUCGGCCCUUAAUUGAUUUAUAUUUAUAAUUAUUUUUAUUUUAUUAUGAUUUGUAGGUUAAUAUGCUAAGUUAGUGAUAAGUCUGAGUUUGACUGUAUGAAUGUAUGUGACAUGGCGCUGGUGUUAUUGUUAAAUAAAGUAAUUACAAAUACAUAGUUUAACAUAUUGA
Molecule: messenger RNA, 4452 nt
Organism: Aricia agestis (brown argus)
Lineage: Eukaryota; Metazoa; Arthropoda; Insecta; Lepidoptera; Lycaenidae
Gene: SMC3
Product: structural maintenance of chromosomes protein 3
Exons: 24
Coding region: 68-3679 (1203 amino acids)
Biological process (GO): mitotic sister chromatid cohesion
Cellular component (GO): chromosome
Molecular function (GO): double-stranded DNA binding; ATP hydrolysis activity; ATP binding
Source: RefSeq, a predicted model, not a curated record